Triticum turgidum subsp. durum (durum wheat) is the source of this 1014-nucleotide messenger RNA. Lineage: Eukaryota; Viridiplantae; Streptophyta; Magnoliopsida; Poales; Poaceae. The record is from the annotation of a GenBank genome assembly.
AUGGUGCUCUCCCGGGACGCCUCAGACACCGACGUGUCGGUGCACUCCACGUUCGCCUCGCGCUAUGUUCGGUCGUCUCUCCCGAGGUACCGUAUGCCGGAGAAGUCGAUCCCCAAGGAGGCGGCGUACCAGAUCAUCAACGACGAGCUGAUGCUCGACGGCAACCCCCGGCUGAACCUGGCGUCGUUCGUGACGACGUGGAUGGAGCGCGAGUGCGAGAAGCUCAUCAUGGCCUCCAUAAACAAGAACUACGUGGACAUGGACGAGUACCCCGUCACCACCGAGCUCCAGAACCGGUGCGUGAACAUGAUCGCGCAUCUCUUCCACGCGCCGCUGGGCGAGUCGGAGACGGCCGUGGGCGUGGGCACGGUGGGAUCGUCGGAGGCCAUCAUGCUGGCGGGGCUGGCCUUCAAGAGGAAGUGGCAGAACAGGCGCAAGGCCGAGGGCAAGCCGUUCGACAAGCCCAACAUCGUCACAGGCGCCAACGUCCAAGUCUGCUGGGAGAAGUUCGCCAGGUACUUCGAGGUGGAGCUCAAGGAGGUGAAGCUGCGGGAGGGGUACUACGUGAUGGACCCGGAGCAGGCGGUGGCGAUGGUGGACGAGAACACCAUCUGCGUGGCGGCGAUCCUUGGCUCCACGCUCAACGGCGAGUUCGAGGACGUGAAGCGCAUCAACGACCUGCUCGAAGAGAAGAACAAGGAGACCGGGUGGGAGACGGCGAUCCACGUGGACGCGGCGAGCGGCGGGUUCAUCGCGCCGUUCCUGUACCCGGAGCUGGAGUGGGACUUCCGGCUGCCGUGGGUGAAGAGCAUCAACGUCAGCGGCCACAAGUACGGCCUCGUCUACCCCGGCAUCGGGCAUCGGCUGGUGCGUCUGGCGCGGCAAGGACGACCUGCCGGACGACCUCGUCUUCCACAUCAACUACCUCGGCACCGACCAGCCCACCUUCACGCUCAACUUCUCCAAGGGGGUACAAGAAGAUCAUGGAGAACUGCCAGGAGAAUGCCAUGGUGA